Ceratina calcarata is the source of this 1731-nucleotide messenger RNA. Its product is annotated as cytochrome P450 9e2. The transcript has a single exon. NCBI's taxonomy places the organism in Eukaryota, Metazoa, Arthropoda, Insecta, Hymenoptera, Apidae. Bases 51 to 1577 code for a protein of 508 amino acids. The record is from RefSeq and is a predicted model, not a curated record. Gene Ontology annotation, molecular function: heme binding; iron ion binding; oxidoreductase activity, acting on paired donors, with incorporation or reduction of molecular oxygen.
CUCUACCGAUCGCAGACGUCAGUCAGUCAGCCGCGGCUGGAGUAACAGCAAUGGCAUUCCUCGCGGUGCCGUCUGUGUUCACCGCAUUAGUGAUCGUUUUGGUCACUAUAGUUUUACUGAAAAUAAUCGCGGCAUUAUAUAAGCAACAAACUUAUUGGAAACAUAAGAAUGUGCUGUACUUGAAGUCGAAUCCUGUGCUCGGAGUGGGUUGGAAAUUUUUUGCCCGACGGAUGACAAUAGCCGAGUUAGGUGAAGCCAUAUACUACAGUUAUCCGAAUGCGAGAUAUGUUGCGAAUAUGGACCGUACUUUGCCGGUUAUAACACUUCGUGAUCCGGAAUUAAUCCGAGAGGUGGCUGUGAAAAAUUUCGAUCAUUUCAUGGAUCACAAAGUUUUUUUUCAAGAGUCUAAUAAUCCUUUGUUUAUGAAGAACGUUUUCGCGUUACGAGGCGAGCGUUGGAGAGAAAUGCGGAGCAUCCUCAGUCCUUCGUUCACGGGCAGCAAAAUGAAAUUCAUGUUCGAAUUGAUAUCGAAAUGCUCGCAGGAUUUCGUGGACUAUUUGUACGCACAUCCGGAGUAUAGCUCGUCGUUCGAGCUGAAGGAUGCUUUCACUAAAUACACCAACGACGUGAUCGCCACGUCCGCUUUCGGCAUCAGUGUAAAUUCGAUGGAAAAUCCAGAAAACGAGUUCUUCACCAACGGAAGGAACGUAUUCAGCAGUAUCAUGAACAAUGUGCCCAAGUUACUGUUACUGAGCACCUUUCCACGAUUAGCAAAAGCCUUAGGUCUAAGAUUGAUUCCAUCCGAUAUCACAUACUUCUUCAGCAAAAUCAUAUCUGAGACGUUGAAGGUGCGCGAAGAGCAAGGUAUCGUCAGACCGGACAUGCUGCACUUAUUAAUGCAAGCCAGGGAUACGGAAAAGCACCAGAUGACUGUCGAAGAUAUCGUUUCCCAGGCGUUCAUCUUCUUCCUAGCUGGCUUUGAGACGUCCGCCAAUUUAAUGUGCUUCUUCCUGUACGAGCUAGCUUUGAACCCAGACAUUCAAGAAAAGCUGCGUGAGGAAGUUGAUCGUUCCAUGGACGAAGGAAAUGGGACGAUUUCUUACGAUAUUCUUAUGAAAAUGGAAUACAUGGAGAUGGUGACAUCGGAGACACUUCGAAAGUAUCCAGCGCUGAUUAUCAUCGACAGAGUUUGCACGAAGGAGUACGAAUUCCCUCCAGCGGAGGAUGGAUACAACAGCGCGACUAUGUAUCCGGAUAGUUUAAUUCAUUUGCCUGUGUAUGCGUUGCAACACGAUCCUAAAUAUUUCCCAGAUCCGGAGAAAUUUGAUCCUGAACGAUUUAGGGAUCCGAGUAAGAUCACUCCUUACACGUAUUUUCCGUUCGGUAUUGGUCCUCGAAAAUGCAUCGGAGAUCGUUUCGCGUUAAUGGAAACAAAAAUAGUGAUAGCGCAUCUUCUGCAUAGAUUCGUAGUGAAACGUAUUGAAAAAACUCAGGUACCACUUGUGUUUAAAAAGUGGACAAUGAAUCUGGCACCCGAGAAAGGAUUCUGGGUUGGUUUAGAAAAAAGAUUUGCAUAAAUGUAUCUUCAAAGCUUACUUCAAUUUUCAUUUGAUUUAUUUUGUAAAGAUUAUAAAUAACAAAACUGUCGGACUAUUGGCAAUCACUAAUUUAGAACUAAGAAAUAAAUGUAUUGUUUUAUAUUUUAUUUAAUAAAGCAAUAUAGGUAACGUA